Molecule: messenger RNA, 1029 nt
Organism: Hippoglossus stenolepis (Pacific halibut)
Lineage: Eukaryota; Metazoa; Chordata; Actinopteri; Pleuronectiformes; Pleuronectidae
Product: pre-miRNA 5'-monophosphate methyltransferase
Exons: 2
Coding region: 40-807 (255 amino acids)
Biological process (GO): miRNA metabolic process; negative regulation of pre-miRNA processing
Cellular component (GO): cytoplasm
Molecular function (GO): O-methyltransferase activity; RNA methyltransferase activity
Source: RefSeq, a predicted model, not a curated record
UGUCCGUGUUUUCCACCCGGACGCAUUUCAGAGACGCACAUGUUUACAAUGGCAACAUGUCGGACAGAGACCGAGUCUGUGGAGGAAUCAAAUGAUCCCGGAGCUGCUCCUCAUGGAAACUUCAUCAACUAUUACACCUUCAAUCCUCCGGAGAACAGACUGAGUCUGAUCCCGGCUUCACUGCUGCGGGACUUAGGUCUCAGCUGCGGGGAGAAAACACUGCUGCUGGACGUGGGCUGUAACUCAGGGGACCUGAGUGUAGCCUUCUAUAACCACGUGGUGCAGCCGCCCCUGUGUGGAGAAGAGUCUGAGGGGAGAGAAGUUCAUCUCCUGGGAUUCGACCUGGACGAGGCUCUGAUUCAGCGGGCGCAGGACGCCAACCCUCUGCCCAGCAACGUCUCCUUCAUCCCUCUGGACAUCACCACAGACACGGAGACGCUGCAGGGUUACCUCAGUGGACACGGCUGCUCCCUCUUCCACCUGAGUCUGUGCCUGGCUGUCACCAUGUGGGUCCAUCUAAACCACGGGGACUCCGGCCUGCUGCAGCUCCUCUCUCACUUGGCCUCCAUCAGCCAGCACCUCCUGCUGGAGGCCCAGCCCUGGAAGUGCUACCGCUCAGCUGCCCGGCGCCUGAGGAAGCUGGGCCGCUCGGACUUUGACAACUUCAAGACCCUGAAGAUUCACGGGGACAUAGCGAAACAUGUCAGGGAGCACCUGGAGAGACAGUGCGGCAUGGAGCUCAUCCAGAGUUUCGGCAGCACCGUGUGGGACAGAAAACUGCUGCUGUUCAGACGGACACGAAGCUGAGGGAGAGAAUCAGGUUUUCAUCUGCUGCUCAGGAGCUGCAGGGAGACGAUGAGAAGACAGAACCUAAGAGACAAAUGUGAGAAAACUGUUUGGAAUUAAUUGACAUUUCUGAGAAUCAAUUAAUAACAGAAUAACUGGUUCCAGCGUCAGAAACAUGGAGAUUUGUAUUUAUCUUUGUUUUCUUCUUUUGUUUCUUGAAAAAAUAAACAGACUGGGCUCUGG